Messenger RNA from Myripristis murdjan (pinecone soldierfish), 1221 nucleotides. Its product is annotated as diamine acetyltransferase 2-like. The record is from RefSeq and is a predicted model, not a curated record. Lineage: Eukaryota; Metazoa; Chordata; Actinopteri; Holocentriformes; Holocentridae. Gene Ontology annotation, molecular function: N-acetyltransferase activity. The transcript is spliced from 6 exons. Bases 75 to 596 code for a protein of 173 amino acids.
UGCGGAAGUGGGCGUCGUUUCAUCUGAACCAAACUGGCUGGGAAAGCGACUGACGCGUGAUUGAGGCUGCAAAUAUGAACUUCAAAAUACGAGCUGCCAUAAAAGAUGACUGCAAGGAUAUUUCAAGAAUGAUAAUGGAGUUGGCUGUAUAUGAAAAAAUGUCUGAUCAGGUGAAGAUAUCUCACAAAGAACUGGAGCGUGAUGGCUUCUCCUCAAAUCCCUUCUUUCAGUGCCUGGUUGCAGAAGUGCCUGAGGAAAAUAAAUCGAAAGAGGGACAUACAGUUGUUGGGUACGCCCUUUACUUUUACACUUACAGUACAUGGAAGGGGCCGUCAGUCUACAUGGAAGAUCUGUACGUGAUGCCCGACUUCAGAGGACAAGGCAUUGGCAAGAGUUUAAUGAGCCAAGUGGCUCAGGUGGGGAAAGAGAAGCAGUGUGUGAGGCUGCAGUUGGCGGUACUGGACUGGAAUACUCCCUCUCUCGAUUUCUAUGUUUCAAAGGGAGCUCAGGACCUUACUGCGAGUGAAGGGUGGCACUUCCUUCGUUUUGACGGAGAAGCACUGGAUGAAUUAGCAAAUGAAGCUCCUAAAGAUUAGAAAUCUGAUUUAAUGUUGAAAUACUGUAAAAUAUCAAUAAAUGUUCUUGACCAUUUUCUUGUAGGUUUUCCAGCUGUAGCUUCUUAUGGUUAUGGCUUGUGAUCUUGGGUGCUCAAAUUGGCUGGUAAGCCAGGUAUUCUCAUGUAGCAAGUAUUGUCUGUGUCUGCUAUUUUUGUGCACAUAUUCACCGGUUCAUGGAACCUGCACAAUGCAUUUGCAAAAAUAAACCAUGAUUUCCACAACUAUUUUGCAACAAAGAUUCCUGUUGCAUAUGUGCAUUUGUGAAUGUGUAAAGAGGAUUUUACCUGGACCUUUGACUAAUUACACAAACCCAGCUCUGUAUGUGACACACAGUUCAUUCAUAGUGCAGGCAGAUCCUGUACAUGGCUGUAGGAUGUGGCUUGUUAGUAUCAGCAACAGUGUCAGCAACAUGAUAAAAGCAGAGAAUUACUCAGAACACAUACAUGCCAUCCAAAAGACAGGACCAAAUGUCUCCAGCAGGUGGCGAUCAACCAGCAGACAUGCGCUUGCUUGUGCUCCAGAAUUCAGUCAGCACAGUUUGUCCUGAUGAUUUUUUCAUGUCCAUGUGCACCUGCCCUUUUCCUGUGCAGGACUUCCAUCCUGC